GUAAACAUAAGGGUAGAGAGGAGCCUCGGCCGAACAGACAGGAGAGGAGAGAAAGCUGGACAGUGCAGGUGUGCCACUGAAUGGAUGAGUGCAUUAUAGAUGGAAAGCAAAGGACCCUACAGAAUAUAUGAUCCAGGGGGUAGCGAACCAAGCCCUUCCACUAACAAGGGAGUACAGACUUUGAUGAAGGACAACCCAGCACUGAGGGAAAGCAUGGAAGGAAUUAGAAGCUUGGGGGAACUUUUGGAAGAGUCGGAGAAUGAAGUUUACAGGCUCCGUCAGAAGGCUGAAGCUCUGGUAAAAGAUAAUAAGCAUCUACAUUCCUCUUCUGCCAUGGAUUCCCAGCCAUCCUUUCUUGAGGAGACCGUCCUUGGAAGAAAGCUGAGUGCAGGAAGUGAACAGGCAGAAGGGUUACAGAGCCCCAAAAUGACUGAUUUAGAUUCUGAUGUUCAUCCGAAAAGCAACCAGAAAACCCCUCCUAGUGGAACUUCAUCUGAGUUUGAGAUCCUGAAUGCAUAUGAAACAAGAAAGACUCCUGAAAGUAGAAAGUUGGACCCGGGACCCACCCUGCCACAGGAGGAUGAUAACGUGCAGCUCCACUUGCAACGCAUGGAGACCUCUCUUAGUAUGUUUGCAGAAGAGCCUGAUCGGAAGAGCCCGAUUGCUCACAUUAGCCGCCUCGCUCUUGAUUUCAGCCGGCUGGCAAGCAAAGUGCACAAGAAUGAGCAGAAGACAGCGGUCCUGCAGACUCUGUGUGAGCAGCUAAGGAAGGAGAAUGAAGAUCUAAGAGCCAAACUGGAAGCCGACUGGAACCAGAGGACACAGGCUGAGCAAGCCCUUAGAUAUGAAAACCUGGAACUGAAAAAACUGAUCCUGCAAAGUGAUCGAGGGGGUGGGAAAGGAUUCCAUGCUGGUGGUGGAGUAGAUUCUGCAGCACAAGAAGAUGCAGUGAAGUUGGAAAAUCCCGGGAUUCAACAGGUAGCAAAGCUGAUGGAGAAGCCAGCAGUGAAAGAUCCCAGUGUGUCCCUGCUAAAAAAAGUGAAAAUACUGGAACACCAAAGGACAGAGCUUCUGGAAGUGAACAAACAAUGGGAUCAGCAGUUUCGCUCUAUGAAAAUGCAAUAUGAAGAGAAGAUUACAUCUCUGCGGCAAAAGCUCUCCCAGGCAUCAAAGGCUGAAAGUGAGCAAGAAGUAGAAAAGGACCGGAAGCAGCGGGAUUUUGACCGAAAACUUCUGUUAGCUAGAGACAAAAUUGAAGAAAAGGAGUCACAAAUCCAAAAACUAGAAUCUGAGGUACGGGAACUGAAACAGAAGAAUAAGUUUCUUCAUGAGCAACUGAGCUCCACCAGCAAGCAAAGGGAAUACCAGGAACGAGAGAUUAGCCGGCUAAACAAGGCUCUGGAAGAAGCACUGAAUAUGCAAGGGUCUGGACCUUGUUCUCCCUCCUUAAUUGCAUCCCUGGAGGACCCCAGACUCCCCCAGCGGGAGGAACUGCAAAUGCAGAAUGAUAUCCUUAAGCAACAGGUGAAAAUAUUUGAAGAAGACUUCCAGAAGGAAAGGAGAGACCGGGAGAGAAUGAAUGAGGAGAAAGAAGAACUAAAGAGACAGCUGGAAUUGCUACAGACUCAACUGGGCCAGGUCAACACUCAGUUGCGCUCAUGCCAGGAAGAUUUGCGCAGGGAAAUGGAAUCUUCUCGUGACGCUGUAAGGAAACAGGCUUUAGGGGAGAGAUAUAUAGUAGAUCCCCACAUGGGCCAUGUCUGCCCCCCAUACCAAUAUCCGUACAGCCCACCUGGCCUGGUCUAUCCAGCGUUUGAAGACUGGCAGAUCCGUUAUCCCCCUCCAGUGGUUCAUCCCGAGCACUCACAAAUACAGGAUUUGAACAAUGUUCCUCCCCCCGCAUACCCAUGGAGAAUGGCAACUAUCCUCCCCAGAAUGCAGAACUCCAAAAAUAAGAAGAAAGAACAAGAUAUUGCUGGCAGUGGCACACAGAAUGCACCAAGACAGACAUAAAGCGCUACUACGGACAUGAUGCCCUAUGCUGUUGUUAUUACAUCUACACGUAUGUGCUUCUGUAAGGGUAUUAACCCAGAGUGGGCUGGAUCACUUGUAAGGAAAUCCAAAUCCUCUUUGAAACAUAAAAAAGACUGGCUUUGUUGUUUGUGGAUAGAAGAGGGCACAGGAUGCAGGUGGAGAAGAAAGACGGAAUCAAUUCAUUAGGAGCUAAGGUUUAAUAAUUAUUGGGUGUCUAUAUGAGGUGGUUUUCUCCAAGAUUCUGCAUUUGUCAGUUAUAUUAUAUAAUAUAAAUCUUGGUAUGUUAUUAUAAAGCAGCAAUAACCUUCUAUGUGCAAAGGAAUUAUCCUGCUUGUAUAAAUAUACUUAUAUAAAUAGGGUUUAGGUUCCAUUUUUAUUUGCUUUCCCUGGUAAAGAAUGUCUGAAUAGAGCUUAGGUCAGCACUACACCUAAUGUUCGUGAAAAGAAGGUCCUUUUACAUUGCUGCGUUUGUAGAAUUCCCAUAUUCAUAGCUGGAAUAUAUUUUUCAGUGUGGGGCCAAGUUGGGAGGGCAACCAAGGCACGCAACUCUGAUCGUAUCACCCCCCAGGAGCCAACUAUGCCUAGCACCCCCUAUAGUUGUGCCUUUUCUGCCUACCCCUAGUUUAACCCUGAUUUUUUGCAUUUAGAAAGCUCUGUGUGAUUAAAUGGUAUCAUAUCUUAGGGGAAAUAAAUGGAAAAUAAACUCUAUUUAUAAAUAGAUGAUUAACAAUUAAAAUGAUUAGGCAUUAAAAAACUAAUUUUCAUGUUAGAUGAAUGUUGCUAUUAAAAAAAAACCAAUAUAUUUGUGA
Messenger RNA from Xenopus tropicalis (tropical clawed frog), 2843 nucleotides. It is a transcript of the gene tnip1, whose product is annotated as TNFAIP3 interacting protein 1. Gene Ontology annotation, cellular component: cytoplasm. NCBI's taxonomy places the organism in Eukaryota, Metazoa, Chordata, Amphibia, Anura, Pipidae. Gene Ontology annotation, biological process: regulation of canonical NF-kappaB signal transduction. The transcript is spliced from 18 exons. The record is from RefSeq and is marked provisional. The coding region runs from base 100 to 2013 and encodes 637 amino acids.